AUGAGCAUUUCCACCAAAAUCAUGCUCACUUUCACGAUUAUUGUCGGUCUACAAGUGCAGCAGGUACGCUGCCAAAGUGCUCUGGAAGUUUCAGUUUUAAAUAUUUUAGGUGCUAUCAUCGUCCAACUUCAAAAUGAUGAUCACCAACGGCGAACCGGAAACAUAUUCCGGUUAUUCAACUUUAAAUUUGACAUGGGAUGAGUGUGUCGACUAUUGUUACGAUACCACCACUUGUAUUGUACGGCUUUUCGCUUCGAGACCCAAAAUCCAAAAAAAAAACAUUUGUUUUAGUUGGUAUACGAGCAAGUGCCCAGUUGUUUGAUGUUCACGAUUGGCCAAAUUAGUAGUGUCAGAAAAGCGUACGCGUCUUUGGUGGCUUAUAAAAUUUCGAUCAAUAGCUCUUCGGAUUCGUGCCCUUCCGACGAUACAAGCGGUGAAAAUGUGAGUUCACAAUAUCGAUCGAACUUUGAACACGGAUAUUGUAUAGUUGCGAAGUGUCAUUUGGUCUUUGCAUAUUUUUUAAAUGAAAAUUGAUAUCUAGCACUGUGUUUUUGUAGUUGAUGAUUUUGCUGUACAGCCACUUUCUGGAGUACUGUAGCGUCUGGAAGUUUGCAUUGAAAUUGGCUACUUGUUAUUGACUUCUACUUCCCAGAGCUACAGUACUCUUAGGAUUGAUUGUACAUCAAAAUGAUCAAUUACAAAAUUAAAGUUCACAUUUUGUACUCUAUUUUUGUAGUUGACACUUUUUCUGUACAACCUUUUCUAAGACUACUGUAGCUAUUGGAAGUCGAGAAGCCAACAAUAGCCUUCCAAGAACUAAAAAAAAAGAUCAACUACAGAAACAGCUCUACAAAACUUGAACUGUCCUCAAAAACGUUUUUCAAUAUCUUCGGACGUUUCGCAACUCGACAAUAUCCGCUCAAAGUGAGCGUACUUAAUUUCAGAGCUACAUUGUCGACAACUCGCUUUCCGUCUCAACCUACCAGGCGUAUUCAGUGUCCUACAGUAAUUCUUCAUGGACUUUUACCUCGUCUCAAAUGUUAUACUGUCCCCAAGACUUUAGCCUAUUCGUCAGGGACAAGGGACCAUGGUGUAUGAAGGUAAGCACUACGGUAGGUCCCGCGUGGAUUACUGUAGUUUACAGGUCAUCGAGACCAGUACGUGUGUCAAUCAGACUGACGCCUCGAACGCGGCCGUGUCAAGUUAUAGCGGUGUUUUGAGUGGGCUCGAUUCUGAAGAUGAGUUUUACCAAGCCCUUGGUACCGUAAUCUACAGUAAUCCUGUGAUCCACUCGACAUUUUUUGCAGCUGAAAGUGUGGUCAUCUGGCAAACGAGUAGCGUGUAUCCGGCGUACGGUUUUUGGGUGAACGGGGUGCGUACAUCCGCGUGCACUUCGACCACUGCGAAGCCCGUCUCGAAAAGCGCCACGUGUAACGGUACGAACGUGAGUUACAGUAAUCGAAUGAUGGUACCGUCGUGUAGCCUACCGUACUCGUCUAGGAAUUCACGUUCACCGAUCCGACACUCUCGAGCAGUCCUCAGGGAUACGUUUGGUUCACAAAUCAGCCGGACGGCAUCAAAACCACGCCGACAGUCUCCAAUUGUCUCUACUUGAGGGCGAAUAAUGCGACGCCGUGUGGAAUUGACGAUGUCCUGUGAGUUUGCAUGAGUUUACAUGAUUUUUUACAAAUUCAAAUGUUUCCAGAUGUGCUAACCCAACUUAUAACGGAUCGACAAGUAUUUGCUUCAAAGGAUAUCUUUGUGGAUUGGCACCAACUUGA
This is a messenger RNA of Caenorhabditis sp. 36 PRJEB53466, 1781 nucleotides long. NCBI's taxonomy places the organism in Eukaryota, Metazoa, Nematoda, Chromadorea, Rhabditida, Rhabditidae. The record is from the annotation of a GenBank genome assembly.